This is a messenger RNA of Kwoniella botswanensis, 1728 nucleotides long. RefSeq lists its product as uncharacterized. The record is from RefSeq and is a predicted model, not a curated record. The coding region runs from base 1 to 1728 and encodes 575 amino acids. The transcript has 3 exons. Lineage: Eukaryota; Fungi; Basidiomycota; Tremellomycetes; Tremellales; Cryptococcaceae.
AUGAAUAUGGAUUCAUUCCCUCGCCGCCCUCUAAUGCAUUGGGAGAGAAUCCACGAUACUCCUUCUUCCUCUUCGGCAUCACUCCAACCGUAUCCUCAGCCCAGAUCGAACGAGAUAGAAAAGAUAGAUAACAGCGGUAAAUCACAUAAGAUGAAGUCUAGGAGUUUUGCUGAUUUGGCUGAAGUGUUUGGUUUUGGAAACAAAGUAGCAAGACCUUCGAGUAGAUUAUCAGAAAUCUUACCCAGACCGAAAUCAAGUGCGAGUCUAGAGAGACGAUCAUCAUAUACCAAGCGUCGUUACGUCCCUCAUCAUCUCCCUACAAACGUCAUCAUUCGUAUCCUCUCCUGCUGCUCUGACGAUGUUCUCCUAAACUGCUUGACCGUAUCGAGGUUAUUUUUCAGUCUGGCUGGAACGAUCCUCUACCAACAUCUGACUCUCGAAUCACCCAAAGACAUGUGGGAUAGAUUGGUAGGAUCAACACUGUUAUACGAAAAUACCACUGGGAAGAUAUCAAUUGGUCGAAGGAGGUUUAAAGAUCGUCUAUUGAGACAUACAGAUACUAUCACCCUACAUUCUCAUGGUGAUGAUGAUGGGGAUUGUCAAGAUUCCGACUCGGAAGAAACAGAAGAUUAUCUUGGUAAUCUCAAGAGGCUAUCCAUAUUAUCACACUCACAAUCACAUUCCAGAAAUUCAUCUUCAUCAUCGGUUUUCUCAUUUGGCAAAAGGUCCAACCCUACUACACCUAUUUUGAUCACCCCCCCAAUUUCUUGUCCACCUGUAUCUCUCAGCGGAGUUAUGCCGCGGCUGUCGACCCUACGAAUCAUCUUGGCAGACGCAUACGAUUAUCAUCUAUUGUUCUGUCCAAGAUUCGGAUCAGCUUGUCCGUUAUUGGAAGGAUUGGAAUUAGAAAGAUUGAUAAUCAUCGGUGCUAGAUCACCUCUGGUGGUUUUACCUACAGCUUUCCCAUCUACGACAAUUGAGACUAGCUCACCAAUGGGUCUGACUCCAACGAUGACGAGACAUACACCGACUCCCACCACUACUUCUCCCGCUCUGGCUAGUCCUCCCAUGAUGGGUCAUAUCAAUACUGUUUCGACCAAGAUCAAAUCUUCCGGUGGAUUACCCAUAGGUCUAAGCGAGUUGACAAUCGUCUUACCUACUGGAAGAUCAUACGAUUCGAAAGAUUAUGAAGGGUAUCACAACAUAUUCCAUUACAAGAAGACUUUAGGAUCCAUAUCGAAACUUACCAUCGUAUUUCUCACUUCCCCAUCUUCAACUUCAACUUCAGCUGGAAAGGGAAACGGGUAUCGGACUGAGGACAAACAGUCAUUAUGGCAAGUAGCAUUCUAUUCUUCCAGGAACUACAACCCCACUUGGACAUCCUAUCUCUGUCUAGCAGAAGAUUUAGCCAAAGCAUGUUUAGCAGUCCCACUUGAAACUACCAUCGAGAUAGUGGGGAUGGAAAAUAUAGAUGGCGAAUUGUUAAAUAUGGGUAUAGGUACGAUGAAAGAAAGAGGUAAAUCAGGUAUGAUCAUGCGAGAACGAAUUAAACGACAGAUCGAAGUUAGACUUAUAGCUUCUAACAAGGAAUAUGAAGUGAAUAUCAAGAAUCAAUACUUGAAGUUUAGGGAUCUGGAUGAUUGGUUGGAUUGCGGAGAAGGUAGGAGACAGUUGGGUGAAAAGGGUUUCGAAGAGUUAGGCAAAGAGGGGUAUAGAGAAUUUAGAUGA